GCCACACGGCGAGCGGGUGCAAAGCGACCGGACCCCCAGCUGCAGCUGAAUCUGAAUAAUUUCUGUCUGAGAGGAGCGACUGAACGACCAUGGGACGGACCCAGCGGCCCCCGGCCGGACAGCACCGGCACUGCCAGAACUGCUACAACAAGCGCUGCAACGCACCCAUCGAUACGGGCGUGUCCUGCGUGGUGAUCAGCUGUAGACUGCACUGCGGUGCCACCUUCCACAUGUGCAAAGAGGAGGAACACCGCCUCCUGUGCCCCAACGAGUGGGUGCCCUGCCUGAACUCUGGCUUUGGCUGCCCAUUCUCCAUGUCCCGAUCCAAGCAGGCAAAGCACCUGAAGGUCUGUCCAGCCAGCGUGGUCUGCUGCUCCAUGGACUGGAACCGCUGGCCGACCAUCGACAAAGACCAGACGCUUUAUAAGAAUCUCCUGCAGGAGGAGGCCGGAGAAGAAAGUCUGGACGUGGCCCUAACGUUGAGAGACCAGAAGGUUCUCUUCAGCUCCCUAAAAAUGGCUGAACUUUAUCCAGAGCUCUCAGAGGACCCAAAAGACACCAUCACCUCAGGUCUGUCCGAGCUGGAGCAGGACAACGGUGCAGUAGGUGGGUCCGAUCCUGAGAAUGUGGGAGAUGUAGAUCCAAGCAAUGGUGAGAUGGUGGGACUGACUCAGUAUGAGCGAGAAGCCUUGGCUCGAGGACAGGGCGACUUGGAUUUAGACAAAUUCAAAAUGUGGGACACUAUAUUUAGCAAAGAGAUGAAAGCAGCCGAAUGUCUUCAGACCGGCGCGGGGCAGAAUGGCAGCAAGAAGACCUCUGACACGAGCAAACCACUCAUCAACUCGCCCAAAGUGGAUGAAGAGAAAAAACAAGAACCAGACGGAGGCAAAAUACAAGAAGAAGCCGCAAAACUGGAGAUGGAGAGGACGGGGUUUGCUCCUUGGCAAGAGGGCGUUCUAGAAAGACUGAAGGCUGAGGUGGACUGUGGAAGCUACAACAUGUACCUGGUCCACCACGGCAGCAUGCUGAUACGGUUUGGACAGAUGUCUGCCUGCACCCCAAAAGAGAAGGACUUUGUCUACGGCAAGCUGGAAGCCCAAACUGUGAAGACCGUUUACACCUUCAAAGUACCAACGAGCUACUGUGGCCGGAGGGCCAAGCUAGCAGAUGAUAGCCACAAGAAAGAGAAAGCUCAGAAGCUGGUGGACACCUCUGACCUUGGUGUCCCGGUCGACAACUUGCCACUGACUGAUGCCAUUUACACUACUUUGCUAGUGGCCCUUGAGAAGGAGCUGAGGGGUCACAGCGUGUCUCAGAUGAAGGCCCUUGAUGGUUUGUUCAUUGACCUAGGAACCCAGACCUAUGACUUUGGAGCAGAUCCUUUCACCAACAAGUCAGUUUUGUUAGAUCUUCUAGCUGAGAAGGACAUGAGGUGUCUAGGUCUGCACUUGGACAUAGAAGAUCAAUGUGUGAGCAGCAGACACAACAAGUCCAACUCCUCCUUUACCUUCUCCUGUGAACUCUUCUUCCGCCGGGACGAGUUUGCAUCACAUUUUAGGAAUGUCCACUCUGACAUACAGUCCUGCCUGGGUGGCUGGUUCCAGCAGCGUUGCCCGCUUUCUUACUUGGGAUGCACCUUUGUACAGAGCAGAUUUCGGGCUGCGUGUUCAAGGUCACAGGUCAUCUACAGCAAGAACAUGAAGACGUUUGCAAUAAAACCUCUGGUAGAUCAUACUUUAUAUGAAGGUGUAGGACCCAAUCUAUCGAGGAGCCAACGAGGGAAGAGCAAGGACUCCCUGAGCAACCUGCCACUGGAGGUCCUCCAACAUAUCGCUAGGUUCCUGGACAGCUUCAGCCUGUGUCAGCUCUCGCAGGUCUCCUCACUCAUGAGAGAUGUCUGUGCGUCGUUAUUACAGGAGCGGGGGAUGGUCCACCUGAAGUGGGAGAAGAAGACUUAUUCACAUGGUGGAAGUUCAUGGAGAUGUCGAAAGAAGUUCUGGAAUUUCAGCAGCCUCUUCUCCCCAGUGCGGCAGUGGACGCUCGAUGACAUCUCCUCCAUGUCUGAACAUCUGAAGGUGUGCCCCUUUAACACCCUGGAGGUGAAGAAGGAUCGGUUCCAGCUCCCCAGUCUGUGCAGCCCUGAGAAGGAGCAGAAGAAGCAGAGUCUACUCAGCUUCAGGAGGAGGCUGUGACCAUGAACACAGGCCACACCCCCACUUCAAGGGGCGGAGCUUCAGAAAGACAUCCGCUAGGGAUACAGCAGCACCAACCCUCAACCUCCACUGCAAGAAGCGUGGCAUAAGAAAGUCCGCUGUAACGCCUCUUGCACACGACCGUAUGGCUUUUUCAGUAUUUUGCGGUCCGCAAAAAACGGAUACGCAAAAAAUACGGAUGACGUCUGUGUGCAUUCAGUUUUUUGCGGAACGGAACAGC
This is a messenger RNA of Bufo bufo (common toad), 2433 nucleotides long. It is a transcript of the gene FBXO40, whose product is annotated as F-box protein 40. Gene Ontology annotation, cellular component: cytoplasm. The record is from RefSeq and is a predicted model, not a curated record. The transcript is spliced from 4 exons. NCBI's taxonomy places the organism in Eukaryota, Metazoa, Chordata, Amphibia, Anura, Bufonidae. Bases 90 to 2192 code for a protein of 700 amino acids. Gene Ontology annotation, molecular function: ubiquitin protein ligase activity; protein binding; zinc ion binding.